This is a messenger RNA of Eriocheir sinensis (Chinese mitten crab), 2313 nucleotides long. RefSeq names its product gamma-butyrobetaine dioxygenase-like. Gene Ontology annotation, cellular component: mitochondrion. Bases 16 to 1698 code for a protein of 560 amino acids. Gene Ontology annotation, biological process: carnitine biosynthetic process. Lineage: Eukaryota; Metazoa; Arthropoda; Malacostraca; Decapoda; Varunidae. The record is from RefSeq and is a predicted model, not a curated record. The transcript is spliced from 10 exons. Gene Ontology annotation, molecular function: oxidoreductase activity.
GUCGGGCGGUCAACCAUGAGUCAACCCCCUCACUCCAUCCUGACCCCCGACGCAGCGCCUCCCACCCUCUCCCCUUCAUCAUCCAACCCACCGACCUCAGACCCAAAGACCUCCCCAGCCUCCCCGCCACCCACCACCUCCGCCGGCCAGUAUAUAAGGCCGGGCAGCGACCUAUGCCAGUAUCUUCCUGAGCCCAGAGCACGAGGCACCACAAGCACUUCACACCGCCAGCACAACACCUGUCUCUCAGCCCUUCCAGCACCAGCACCCAACCGGCAUGUCCGCCACUCGUGUCACCCGAGCACUCUUCGCUGGGGCCGCUGCUUUAAGGGGCCCCGCCAGAUUCCAGGUAUUGGUGAACACCAAGAAAGAAGACAAUGGUGUGGCAAGACAGAAGACAGAACCUGCCACCACCAGGUCCGCGGCUCCAGCAGCGGGUGCGCCUCCUGCACCUCGUGCGGCAAGAACGGCCAACGCGACCUCAGUCUCACCACCGCCGCCCGCCAGCUCGCGGUCCCGCAGCUGAGGAAGCCUCUGGAUAGGAGCGUGGUGUGGGCGGAGCCGCGAGCGGACGAGAUUCUGCAGGUGAAGUUCGGCGACGGUACGGACGGCCACCUGCCCUUCGUGUGGCUGCGGGACAACUGUCAGUGCCCGGAGUGCUUCAGCGAGCAGGCCCAGGGCAGGAAGUUGCUCUUCGAUAGUUUCAACCUUGAAGCCCAUCCCAAAACAGUCCAGGAGACCCCCAAGGGACUCCUGGUGGUAUGGAACGACGGCCACGAGAGUGAGUACUCCACCAAGUGGCUCCAGGACCGUGCCUUCACGCCCACCGCCCGCGCCGUACACAGAGAGAGAUACGCCCUCAGGAGGGAGCCGUGGGGCGCCGAACACCGCCUCAAGAACUUCGACUACAAUACACUGAUGUCGGACGAGCACGAGCUGCUGGACUGGCUGCUGACCAUGGAGCGGCAGGGCUCGGCCAUGGUGAGGAACACGCCCAGGAAGGACGUGGCGGGGCCGGAGCUCAUCGAACACAUCGCCUUCGUCAAGCAGUCCCACUACGGACCUCACUCGCCCGUCAUCAACCGGCCCAACACCAACAACGUGGCCUUCACCAACGCCAAGCUCGGCAUGCACAACGACCUGCCGCAGUACGAACACAUGCCCGGGAUCAUCUUCAUCCAGUGCGUGGAGCAGCAUCCCGGCGCCGGCGGCGAGAGCGUCGUCACCGAUGGACUGUUCGCCGCCGAGGAGCUGCGCAGAAACCACCCGGAGGACUUCCGCAUCCUGGCCACCACCGACAUGUACUUCUGGGACAAGGGCCACGCCAACUACAGCUGGGAGAUGCCGGAGUUCCACAAGAUCGCCAAGUUCCCGGUCAUCAGGGUGAACAGCAACAACGAGGUGGUGCAGAUCGCCGUUAACAACGCCAUCCGUGACUCCCACAUGGACCUUCCCCCCCACAAGGUCAAGAAGUACUACGCCGCCUACAAGCGAUUCCACGAGAUUCUCUACGCCAACGCCAUCACCUUCAAGAUGGAGGCGGGAGACAUGAUGACGCUGGACAACGUGCGGUGCCUUCACGGGCGGGAGGGCUACGAGGCCAACAGUGCUCGCCAUAUCGAGUCCUCCUACCUCGACUGGGACGAGGCGCGCUGCCGUCGACGCCGCCUGCAGGAGCAGUUUGGAUCCUUCCGCUAAGACGAGGAGCUCCGGGGACCAUAGAUAUAUAGUUCUGCCAUUUUCUCAGUCAUAUUUUUACCAACUAAUGAUAAAACUUUGUGAACAGUAGCAUAUAAGUCCUUGGGUACAUUCAGCGCUGUGGAAUUUCCAGAAUCAUAUUUCACGUUGCAUUUAACUAGAAAAUACUGAAAAAACACUUGAGGAUAAUUUUUAAGAUCCCGCUCAUGAUUUCUUAUUGCUCAUUUAAUUCUUAUACAUCCUAUUUUAUCAUACUGCGUAGGUAUGCUAAGUAUAUACAGUUGAAAGUUCCUAUCUAGAUGUAUGGUUAAGUUCCCAAGUGGUAUUGUGUGUGUGUGUGUGUGUGUGUGUGUGAGGGUCCUUUCCCACCCAAUAGAUUAUUUUUAUAACAACAUAACGAAGUAUCUUGUUAUAAUUCCAGCGUAUGCGAGUGUCAUGCUGUUGUUUAUGAUUUAUAGUCACUGAUUCGUGUUCAGUUGAUGACGAUUGUAUGAUUUUCUAGUGAAAUGGAGAGAAAAAGCAAUUCUUCGUGUGUGUACGUAUAUAUAUUCGAAGAAAAUAUGUAACCAAAUACGUAUAUAUAUAUUUUGAUAAAUAAACUUUCUACGUCCAACA